This is a messenger RNA of Coturnix japonica (Japanese quail), 7597 nucleotides long. RefSeq names its product inositol-tetrakisphosphate 1-kinase (gene ITPK1). The record is from RefSeq and is a predicted model, not a curated record. Lineage: Eukaryota; Metazoa; Chordata; Aves; Galliformes; Phasianidae. Gene Ontology annotation, biological process: inositol trisphosphate metabolic process. Gene Ontology annotation, molecular function: inositol-1,3,4-trisphosphate 5-kinase activity; inositol-1,3,4-trisphosphate 6-kinase activity; inositol-3,4,5,6-tetrakisphosphate 1-kinase activity. Gene Ontology annotation, cellular component: cytoplasm.
CGGGUAGCGGGCAAAUGGGGAGCUGAGCGGCUGCAGCAGGACCGCGCAGCAGCAGCAGCGGCAGCGGGAGCAGCAGGAGCAGCCGGCGGCGGCCGUUGCUCCGCAGACGCCGAGCGCCAACAGCGGCCGGGCUGCCCCGGGCCGAUCCGCCCCGCGAGCGGGCGCCCGCCGCCUCCCGGAGAGGCACCAUGCAGACCUUCCUCAAGGGGAAGCGGGUGGGCUACUGGCUGAGCGAGAAGAAGAUCAGGAAGCUCAAUUUCCAGGCCUUCGCCGAGCUGUGCCGGAAAAGAGGAGUGGAAGUUGUACAGCUUGAUCUCACCAAACCCAUUGAAGACCAGGGCCCCUUGGAUGUGAUCAUACAUAAACUGACAGAUGUCAUCCUUGAAGCAGACCAGAAUGACAGCCAGUCACUGGAGUUGGUACAGAGGUUCCAGGAGUAUAUUGAUGCUCAUCCAGAAACCAUUAUCCUGGACCCGCUUCCAGCUAUUCGUACACUUCUGGACCGAUCCAAGUCUUAUGAGCUCAUUCGACAAAUAGAGGCAUACAUGCAAGAUGAGAGAAUCUGUUCACCACCCUUUAUGGAGCUGACAAGUGCCUGUGGAGAAGAUACCUUGCAGCUUAUAGAGAAGAAUGGAUUGGCAUUCCCAUUCAUUUGUAAAACCAGAGUGGCCCAUGGAACCAACUCUCAUGAGAUGGCGAUCAUCUUCAACCAGGAGGGUCUGAAAGCUGUCCGCCCCCCUUGCGUCAUCCAGAGCUUCAUCAACCACAACGCUGUGCUGUAUAAAGUGUUUGUAGUUGGGGAAUCCUACACAGUGGUGAAAAGACCAUCUUUAAAGAAUUUCUCUGCUGGAAUCUCAGACAGAGAAUCGAUAUUCUUCAACAGCCACAAUGUCUCAAAGCCAGAAUCAUCAUCUGUCUUAACAGCGCUGGAUAAAAUCGAAGGAGUGUUUGAGCGGCCAGAUGAUGAUGUCAUCCGGGAAAUCUCCAAGGCACUGCGGCAAGCUCUGGGAGUUUCCCUCUUUGGAAUCGAUAUCAUCAUUAACAAUCAGACCGGGCAGCAUGCAGUCAUUGAUAUAAAUGCAUUCCCAGGUUAUGAGGGCGUUUCCGAGUUUUUCACAGAUCUCCUGAACCACAUCGCCGCUGUCCUGCAGGGUCAGGCACCUGAAGUGACCCAGCUAAACCGCAGCAAGCUCCUGGCUGAGCAGACCGGCGGGAUCAUGGACGAGCGGAUAUGCUGCGCGAGUACGGGCUGUCGCAGCGUCAUGGGAAAAGACUCCUCCUGGAUUGUGGACAGCGAGACCAACAGCUCAGUAAAACUGCAACACCAGAGACUAGGCUGCAACUCAGCAGUGUCCCCCAGCUUCCAGCAGCACUGCGUCGCCACGUUGGCCACAAAAGCUUCCUCCCAGUAACUUACCAAUGCCAUGGACUGAGGAAAAAGCAGCAGGGAUACAAAUUGUGGUCCCAGAAGCAGAUCAGGCUGAAAUAGUACAAUUAUAAAAACAAAACAAACAAACAAAAAAAAAAAAAACAAAAAAAAAAAAGAAAAGAAAGAAAGAAAGAAAAGGAAAAAAAACAAAAAACCACAAUACAAAAAAAAAAAAAGCAAAAUAACCAUUUAAAAACAAAACACCUUCCAUUUGAUUUAACCUGAUUUGCUGAUGAAAUGGUCUGAAAAGAGGAGGGUGAGAAAGUGAUUCAGCUCCACGUCAUCAGAUUCCAAUUGUAAAUCUAUAGUGAGUUUACACACACGCGUGGGAUUUAACACUAGACCUUUCAUUGUGGGAGGGUUGCUCUUUUGUUUCUAUUGUUCUUUGUAAUCACUGGUGACCAGCAUUUUAAAGUCGGACCUCGUGGUAUCAAGGAGAUAAUAAUGUUGAAAUGGAAUGUAUGAAUGUAACAGUGCUAGAGAUUUUUGCCUAAAAUCCUCCCAUUCCUUUUUCCAGGUAGGCCAUUGCAAAAGACAACUUCAGUAUCGCUAAACCAAAUCUCUUGUAGCAUUGUCAGGGUGUUGACAGAGAGCUUGCUCUGAGCCGCAGCUCUUUGAUGGGACCGAGCAUGCUGGUUGUUAAGGGCUCAGUACCAAGCAGCCACCCCAGUUCCUGCUUCACAGCUUUACCCCAGGCCUCCUUGCUUUAGUCACCAGCAGCUUCUGGCUACACUUGCCAACAGCAAAAUGCAUCUGAUCCAGGCAGACUAGAGGCUGAAAAAGGGGUACAGGUUGUUAAGUUGAGUGAUUUAGUUGAUGAAAUAACAUUCUUUCCAUCAUCUUCUAGAAGAGCAGCUCAUCUCUGAGCAGAGGAAUUAAUUCUCCCUACCUUGCACUUGUGAGGAUUCUGGGACAGCUCUGCUGAAAGGCUGCCAACCAGAGCCGGGCAUCCUGCUUACAGCAGUACACCUGGUCUAGGUGUAACGCAGUUGCUGCCUUCCACAGAUCCAUGGUGCUGCACUUUCUUUUUUCCUUUGCAAAUGAUAUGUAAGCAGAAUGAGUACCUUUGUGUGACAGCGGCGUGCGGCAGUUCUGUCUAGCGUAUCUUACUGUGAGCUGCCAGGUGGGCAGGUGAGGUUGUUUGCAGUGGUGCUUCAUACUAUUUGUAAGUGAGCGCAGCCAUGUUCUGUCUCUUGAGAUGUGCAGUAAACCUGCAGUGUUCACCUGCUGCUGCAUCUUCUAGCAUGGCAGCAUCUUCUGCUGUUGAGCAUUCCUGCAGCUUUUGCCAAUUCUGAACACUAAACUGGAAGUACCCAACUCUAUCAGUGCUGAGAACGUAGACACUAUUAUGGUUCACUGAGUGGCCUUCUCUUUCCCUAAAAUAUAUUUAAGAGGCAUGGUGGUAAGAAAAUGUCCUUAGUUCAGCUCCUAGCUUGCAGGUAUGGUAGUCUUUCUAUGGUGGGUAUUCAAAAAGCAGCCAUCACUGCAGUAUUUAAUGCCAUUUUAUUAGUAUCCUGCAUUAGAUCGAGAUGAAAUGCAUUACCACUUAAAAAGAAAUGAUCUAGAGCUUAAAGCUUGGGCACGCCAUGGAGAGAGCAGUAAACUGUAGAAAGUGCCACCAUCCUGACCUGAUGGUAGCAGUCCUGGAGGAGAGGGCAUUGUGUAGCAGUUGUUCUGUGCAAGCUCAUUUUUCUCUGAGAGAGAUUGGGUUUGUUUGCCAAGUGCCAUCGUAGAGAAAUUUCUGUAGCUGGGUUUGCAUUUCUGAGGACAGUCUGCAAUGAGAGAGGAGGACCUUGUGAGUGUGGUAGAAUUCCAGGGCACAUCAAUACAGCCAGCUUCCUAUCCUGUUGCAGACCAGCCCCAAGCUGGGCUCUCUUUGCAAUCCCUGUGUGCUUCAAGGCUGCUGAUCCCCACAUUGAGUGCAGCUUGCAGGUCUGGGUCGUAGUGGUGUGAGUGAGUCAGAUGUACAUAGGUGUGGGUUUAUAUGAGUAUUCAAGAUAGACCAAACCUUUCAUAAAGCCGUGACUGAAAUAAAAUUGACAUCUACAGUUUGGGAUUUGUAUUUGUUUGUUGAAAAUAAAAAGUGUUUUUAUGUUACGUGUGUAACAAAAGAUACCCUCAGGAAGGAAUUUGCCAGUGCUUAUUUUUGUAUGGUACUUUCGUGUAACCAACUGGUGGAGUGUUUGUAGACUUUUGCCUUUUGCUCCCUUUAUUAUGGCUUGGGGUUGUUUUGUUUUGAUUUGUUUUGCUUUAAUUUGGUGGUGGGAUAGAAGCGAUGAUGUUAAAGCUGAGUUAGUAACUGAAGACCUUUCAAACGAAGUAUGUUUACAUGAAUCUGAGUGUCGGAUCCAAUUGAAAUGUCUGUAUGCUGUUUCCUAGUUAGAACAUCAAAUGAGAGUUUUAUUUUCCUGGCUGCCUUCUGAAUUUUGGUUGGCCUAUUUUGCACUGCUUUAUUUCUCCAAAAUAAACUACUGAAAUAUAAUUGUGCAUUUUAAACUUGUUUACAAAUGAUUGUUAAAAGUUUAUUUUGUAAUUCUCUGAAGGCUUACAGAAAUGCUAUAUUUAAAUAUUACUCCAGACCUUGGCUGUAACUAAAGAAGAAGUUUAGGUCGUUGGUGUGAUCAGCGACGUUUUUUUCCCAUAGUCUGUAAUUUAUUUCUUAUUUAUCAAAUGUAUCUGUAUCACUUUAAUUUACCAGGUGCAGAUAUGCAAGUACCUGUUCGUGAUGUGGCAUUACAAUAGAGUUCUCUCAUAAAUUACCACGCGAUUGCUGUAUUGCUAUAUUUCCUUGCAGAAAUUAUUGUUGUGGCUCAUAUAUUAGAGUGCCGCCCAAUCUCACGGGCCAUUUAGGAGACCGGUUUUUGAAAGCCAAACCUGUAAAUUACCAAGUGUCCAGACAUACAGUUACAUUGGAGCACACAUAUGUUAUUAAGCCUGUGCUAAAGUGCUUUUCUGAAUUGCUGCCUCAUUUGGUAAGUCUAGGAUAGCUUUGAUUUAUGAUAAGCUUCACAGUAAUUUAGUUCUUGUUCUGUAGUCUUUUCCUUUUAUUUUUCUUGUGUGUUUUAAAGUAAGGAAAUGCAGUAAUAUUAGACCAUACCAUAAUACCCUUGCUCUUAAAAUUGCGGACAAUCCGGGGGAGAUUUUCCAUAAUGUCUUGUUUGAAUUCUGUUAUUGUGGGUUAGAAAAUUAUUGCUAUGUUUUCAGAGGCACAGCUAUUGCUGCUGUGUUGAUUGGAGCAAUUAAGUUAAAAUGACGUGGUCACCAGUUUGCUUCUUACGGAUCUGCUUCUGUUCUGCUUCACUGUUAUCAGUCCAUAAGAACACCAUUAGCUUGGCUGGAAUCUCUUGCAGGUUUUGUGUCAGCGUGAUGGAGGAGAUUUGACUGUGAUUUCUGCUAUAAUUAUGUAGCUGACUUCAGUAGAUGAAGAUUAUCCCCUGUUGAAGAGAACUUGAAUGGUAUUAGUAGUGCACUUAAUGCAAAACCAUCUCCAUCAUCCUCUCCCUUUUACUGACAUUGCCAUGUUACAUUGGGUUUGCAGUGACUGCAUCAGGACAUUUGGGUCAUACAGAAAACCCAGUGUAGAAGUGCAGCCUGACCACAUGUGCCAGCACUGACACCCUUAGCCUGCAGCUCUUCUGCCUUUGGUAAGCACGUGUCUGGCUCUUCCAGACCUGUUCAGACCAUUGGAGUGAGACAUUUGCUGAGAGAUCUCCAUUUGGAACACAUCAGUGUUUGUGCAGAGGAGUCUGCAACAAGUCAAAUAAGAACCAUCAGCUUCAUUUGCUGUCCUCAUAGAUGGGUACAAACCAAGAGCCUCACCCUGGGGCCCUGGGACAGGAGGGCAGUACAGUGGAUGGCUCAAGCUGAGGCUGAUGUUCCUCAGCCAGCUGUGGGCUGUGCCCAGUCGCAGUGCACGGAUCGGAGUGGCAGGGCACAAACACUGACUGCAGGUGGCCAAAGGUGCUUGAAUUGACUGACCAAAAAAAAAAAAUAAGAACAAAACAAAGGAAAAAGGAAACUCCUGUUUCCAUCCAACAAAAAGAAACCCCAGGCUUAGCAGCAGUUCAGCUAACAUGGGUUCCCCAAAGUCUUGGUGUGGCAGCAGUGACCACAGGUCAGGCUUUUUCACACUCGCUUGCAGCCUUACCUUCCAGAGUGGUGCAGAGAAUCUUAGGAUUGGGUUAGUUAGUGAAUAGAGUCCAUUUUGAGUUUGUAGCCAUCUCCCCAUGUGCGUACUGCAGGAGUUCACUUGCAUUACUUUGCUAAUUUUCUUUUCCUCCCUCCUUCUGGUCAGAGAUGUAUUGAUUUCUGUACUCAGUAUACAAUUACUUUAUGGUGUUGCAGCUGUGUGUUUCGUAAUAGCAGGAUGUGAAAAUGCUUUGUGUAGAUUAAGAUAUUUCCUUUAAUAUAAUCUCCUCCUGCUUUCAUGUGUGACACGCGUUGCUGAUUUUAUUUGUAAUAUUGCUUUAAUACCUAUCUCAGAGGAAUGUAACCUCCAGAAAAGUACUUUCCACAUCUUCACUACCUUUCCUUUCCUUUCCCUAUUCACUCUGUGUGGACCCAAGCCAUCAAAAGUUGAGCUUUUGACGGAGUGGGUUUCACAUCCUCCGUGGAUGCUGUUAUGUUUACAUGGCCACACUAAUUGCUAAAGUCUGUCGAAGUUUGAGAGGAUCUGGGUGCAGAUGAAAGUGUUAGGAUAGUAAAUCCUCGGGAACACAGGCAUGAUAGCAUCUGUAGCAAGCACAGGCUCCAGGGUGUUCUUGCUUUGUGUACAGGGAACUCUUGGAGACUGGUUCAUCCCUAGUGGUAGUGCAGUUUCCCUGUGGAAGAAAAAAAUCACCAUAAGAAAAUAUACUCUGUGAUGAAGAAGAGGGAUGAGAAGAGGUAGGUGAGGAUUGGGGAUAAAGUCGUGGUCAGGGGACACUGUGAUACCACUGGGCCAGGAGUUGGCUCUGUUAUUUUUUUAUAGCAAUCUUGGGAGACGUUCUCUCCCUGCAUUUCUCACCCUGAAUCCACUGGGGCUGAUGCCAGCAGUUGUCUGUGAGCCAUGAGCUCAGUAGGCAGUGGCCUUGUCCAGCGUGCCUGGAGUUUGCAGGGGGCUCCUGAGCAUUAUAAGUUGAUUGAUGGCCUGGAAAUCUCUCAACACUCUAGAAAUAGCUGGAACAGUGAAUGGAGUUGGUGAAAUUCAGGUCUUCCUCUUCCAUCCUUUUUAAAGAAACCCACUUUUUAUUUCCUCCUUCAUUCUUUACACAAUAGUUUUUAGAUAUAAAUUAUUUUAACAUUUUUUUUGUGUGUGUGUGAAAAAAGUCAUAUAUACAUAUAUAAAGUUAUUAAAAGGCUGAGUAUAUGUUGAGUAUAAAAUAGUGACUUCUUUGUUUCAGGUGUUAGCAGCCCCUAAACAUGAGUUGUUUAUCCUCUUGUAAAGUCAGUGCUGUAAAAAAUAAAUAAAUAAAAGCUGUAUUAGGUGUAUCCUUUAUUAUUUAUUUCUCAAUGCAGUACAUGAUACGGCUUGUGUAUACCUUUGUGAGAGCCAUCUACUGAGAUGCAGUCAUUCUUAAAAUCAAGUAACAGUAGUUCCUUGGGAUCCCAGCAGUUCUGAGACAAGUGGCCCUUCACGUGUGGGUCAUGUUGGAUAUUGUCCUUUCACAUGCCAGCUGUGCUCCCCACUUCAGCAUGGCUGAGGCCCAGGGACCAUUCAUUGUGCCAGGUUUAAGUCUGUCAAUAUGUGUGUUCAGAUCCGACUGUGCGGUGUUGACACGUGCAUCUUGUGAUUUGCUUCAGCCCUCUUCACUAUGAUUUCUGAAAUGGGAUUCCCAUUUUGUACUUAAAUUUGUCUAGAAUGAUUUUUAAAAAAACCUUAAAAAGUCAUGGUUUACUGUAAAAAACAACAACAACAACAACAACAAAACCCAAAUAUUUGCUAUUUGGCAUCUUCAGUUGCAUGACUGAUCGGAUCUGACAAUGGAGAUGGUGCUUUCAUCUAACAGCAGUGAUUUCAAUGGUAAUAUAUUGUUUUUCUUUCUUUUGCCAAGCACCUGUGAUGGACAAUGUUUUGGUUUCAACAGUAAAGCAAUAUGCAGUAGGUAUUGUGGCAUUCUCUCUGUACUUGUUUUGAAGACGGAGCUGUCCCUUUCCAACACAUAAUGAAAAUAAAUGCCUUAUAACAAA